Molecule: messenger RNA, 1548 nt
Organism: Chaetomium fimeti
Lineage: Eukaryota; Fungi; Ascomycota; Sordariomycetes; Sordariales; Chaetomiaceae
Exons: 2
Coding region: 1-1548 (515 amino acids)
Source: RefSeq, a predicted model, not a curated record
AUGUGGUCUCAAACAGAAAUAUCCUGGGCACUGGCUGCCGUCUUGCUGGCGGCCCAAGAUGCCGCUGGCCAAGCCACCGUCACAUCCACACGAGCCAUUCCGCUACCCACGGCGCGCCUUCCAGAUGCCUUCGAAGUCCCCGCUGAUUUUCCCAGCGUGGGUUUCGAAACAGCUUUCCUCCCUGGAUACAACAACACAUUCUCCGACAAGCUCGUAGCGUCGCUUGCCUCGCGCAUGGCCGCGCCACCUGUCAUCAGGAUCGGGGGAACCAGUGGGGACAAAAUCAACUUCAAUCCAGGCCAAGCAGAACCGGCACACUGCAUCGAGACAGAUAAGCCUUGUAACUCGGCCGCCAGGUUCAUCCUCGGGCCGACGUACUUUGAUGCCUUCAAAUACUUUUUCAAGUCCGCCCACUUCUCCAUCCAAGCCCCGCUCGGCGACGGCGAGCCUAACGGCACCAACAUCAUCGCCUAUGUUAAGGGUGCCUACGACGCCCUAGGCGAUGCCGCCCGCAUCAAUGCCGUCGCCAUCGGAAACGAAGUGAACUGGUACCACGAAAAACAGUAUGAUGCUGCUGAGUACGUCGCCGAUGCACAAGUCGCCAAGGACGCAAUCACCUCGGCCGUGGAGCUCGGAAGCGACCCAAUCUGGGAGAUCCUGGACACGGCGUCCGGGCAUGCGUCCACGGGCAACGCCCCGUACACGGUCGAAGGCGUGUUCGACGCGGGCAUCAACCAGGACGGCAAGGUCAAAUACGUGGCCGAACACUACUACCAGUUUGACGGCAAGACCCACGGCAUCCGGGACCAUCUCCUCAACCACGCCGCCCUCAAAAACAAGCUCGCCAACUACUUCCCCAGCAUCCGAGCGACGCGCAACACGGACGGGGCCAAGUUCAUCCUUAGCGAGACGGGCGGGCCGCUCGGGGUGAGCGAGGAGGUGCAGACCUUCUUCGCCAACACGCUGUGGUCCGUCAACUUCCAGCUCUACGCCAUGAGCCGGAACGUCAGCCGCGUCACGGGCGUGCAGCGGCCCGAGGCCAAGCGCAGCCUGUGGAUCCCCACCGACGGCCUGGCCGUCCCGGGCCCGCGCGUGCAGGCGCCCUACUACGCCCUCCCCUUCGUCGCCGACUUCGUCGGCAAGACGGCCGCCGGCGGGCCCCGAGGCGUCGUCAACAUCGACCUCGAAAGCCCCGUCCUGAGCGCCUACGCCAUGUUUGAGGGCCAGACCCUGGCCCGAGUCGCCGUCGUCAACCUGCGCGAAUAUGCGGGCGGGGCCACGCGGAACGCGGUCAAGGUCCGUCUCGAGAACCUCGGUGCUGCCGUCAGCGAGGUCCAGGUCGGACGGCUCCAUGCCGAUGCGGGCACGGCGGCCGGGGGCUUUGAUGUGAAUGAGAAGAAUAUCACGUGGGCUGGCCAGCAAUGGAGCUACAAGGUGGACGGGGGGGAAGGCCACGGGACGGUGCGGAUGACGACUCUCGAGGUUACUGGAGGUGUGGCAGAACUCGUCAUUCCGGAUACCGAGGCGGUGAUUGUAUAUGUGAAAUAA